Saccharomyces kudriavzevii IFO 1802 is the source of this 693-nucleotide messenger RNA. RefSeq names its product Kei1p (gene KEI1). The transcript has 2 exons. Lineage: Eukaryota; Fungi; Ascomycota; Saccharomycetes; Saccharomycetales; Saccharomycetaceae. Gene Ontology annotation, cellular component: inositol phosphoceramide synthase complex; Golgi membrane. Gene Ontology annotation, molecular function: inositol phosphoceramide synthase regulator activity. Gene Ontology annotation, biological process: inositol phosphoceramide metabolic process. The record is from RefSeq and is a predicted model, not a curated record. Bases 1 to 693 code for a protein of 230 amino acids.
AUGAGAACAUCCUUUUUAACCCUUCCAAAAUCUUUUUUGGGGUUUAUGCCACUGUAUCUUGCCGUUGAGAUUGUUUUAGGUAUCUCCAUUCUGAAUAAAUGCAGUGGUGCUUAUGGUAUUUUAGCAUUGUUCACAGGCCAUCCGUUAGAUUUCAUGCAGUGGGUAGCGUAUCUUUGGUCGGUGUUUACGUUAAUCGUAUUUUCACAGGGGCUAUACUUGAUUCACAAGCCAAACUUGCUGGUUUUUUCCCAAAUAUGCAUCCUUUAUACAGUUGAUACCAUUUUCACUUGUUUUUUUACUCUAUGGUUUACCACGCAGUGGUUCACUUUGGAGAAUCCUACUGACUUUGGUUCCAUUGCCAACAGUACUGCAGAUACCGCUUUACGGACUAAUGGUCUCAGCCCAAUAAUGGCCGGCAAGCUAACAGCACGUAGUGCUGAUAAAAGUGGACAAAGUGCGACUGAAAACUACGAGUAUUCUAUCACUAUUUUUAUUACGUUGGCAUCAUUGAUAUUCAGAUUCUACUUCAAUCUAAUCCUGGGGUCCUUCGUUCAAGAGUUACUGCAUCAUCCCAAAUAUUUAGUUGAUAGAGAUGAUGUGGAGCAGGACCUGAAAAAUAAGCCUAUUUGGAAACGGCUUUGGGCCAAAAGCCAAAAGAGCUGCUACAGACUAUGUAAAAAUUUACUAGAGUAA